UUUUGAUCAAAAUGAUCAACAACCUGUGCCUGACACUCUACCUAUAGAAGAGGACCUACCAACUGAGCAAGAAGCUUUACAAUCUAUAUCUAUACAAUCUUACAAGACUGAAGAUACAGAUGAUACUCAAGAUCCAUAA
This is a messenger RNA of Racocetra persica, 139 nucleotides long. The record is from the annotation of a GenBank genome assembly. Lineage: Eukaryota; Fungi; Glomeromycota; Glomeromycetes; Diversisporales; Gigasporaceae.